CCUAAGAACAUCUCCGAGCAAGGUAUGAACUUUAAAGGUUUUGGUUCAAUCAACUUCGAAUCAACUUCUCACUUUGUCUCCCACCAUGCCUUCCACAGACUUCACAAAUAUUAAUAUCAAAUGUCUGCAAAUCAGCAGAUCUCCCCAAAUCCCAAUCCACCUCCUUCUUCUUCAGCUUGGACAGAACCUCCUUGGUCAGGUUGGAUAGAGACUACUGGCGAUGCCUUACUCAUCCUUGAAGCUGCUCGUCGUGGUUUAAUACCAAGAGUAACUAGGCGUCUAGUCGAUUCAGAGCGCAAGAUGAUAACAUCUGGCUCAGUCUUUGUAUUCGACGAGGACGAGAGCGGUAUUAAGCGCUGGACCGACGGCUUCUUCUGGAGUCCAAGCCGUAUCCUAGGCAACUUUCUACUUUAUCGCGAGACCGACAAGCGUGGCGCAGGUCAUCGAGGCGUUCGUUCUGACCCUGCCGAAAUGAACGAACACUCUCAGUACAACGUGGACGGCGUUCGCCUCGAGGGUCAGACUUUAAGCCGUCCCAAAGGAGAGUCCAGCUCAAUAGGUAUCGACAAACACAGAGAACGUGUUCUCGUUGGCAGUCUCACAAACAGCUACAAGUUCAAGUCUGACGGCCUCAUGAAGAAGACCUUUUCCUUGACCAUUGGUGGUGUAUCUCAGCAUCUGAUAUCCUACUACAAGGUCGAGGAUGUGGAGCAAGGGCGCUUACGUUCUCCUUCAUCACUUCCUGAAUUGGCUUCUUUGGAUAUCAGUCCAGAAUACCUCGACAAAACACAUUUCCGCAACCCUCCCAAAGUCGAGAUUGGUGUGGAUGGUGUCCCUCGUUACCGCGGAGAGGCAGAUGACAUUGAAUCCGGCACUUCCAUGAUCACCGCUCCUCUUUCGUCUGGACUUCCUCUUCUUACCGACGGUCGCAUUACUGAUGGAAAACGAGGCGCGCGCUACAACCCAUAUGCCACCGGCAGUGGCAAGCGCUCUCGCAAAUCCAAGAGCUCUCAGCCAGAGUCAUCAUCUCCGACAGAGCACCAUGCACCCCCUCUGCCAUCCCCAUCGACUCCUACUGCAUCCCAAGCUCCGCCUCCCCCUGCAUACCCUGACCAAGCAGUCUCGAGUCUCCCUCCCCAGCCUCAUUAUUCAGCAUACCCGACCCCUUCUUACUACGGCGUUCCAGGAUAUUCCACUUCCCACUCCACUUCCCAUUCCGCCACACAUUCCGCCACCCAUCCUCCCGUAUACUCGGGUUCGUCGUACCCCACACCGUCCCCGACGACUCCUCACCAGCCAUCCCCAACUCCGUCCCAGCCGUACCCAUACCCUGGGUACAACAGCGCAUCAGCCAGCGCUGACACGCAGCAGAAUUUGAUUCCUCACCACCCACCUGCCUCGGUGCCUCAAAGCAACUACUAUCAGUACUACCCGCCGGCAGCCUCACAACCUUCAUACGGUAGCUACCCUCCAAACAAUACCUGGCCAGCGCCAACUUACGCCAAUUACUCUUCCUCAACAUCUGGUUCUUCCAGCGCACCACCGCUUGCAGCCACUAUAGCUGAGCUACCCGACAAACCCUCGGAAGGCCGCGCGGCACCGGAAGCCGGCGCCAACAGUCCUACAUGAGACUCUUCGUUUAGAUUGUAUUCUCUACGUGUUCCGUCAUUUUUCCGCCUCUUUCCGGUUUUCUUUCGCUCUGUUGUCCCACUCGAUCGAGUACUUUGUUUCAAUAGGUCUAUUUCGCAUUCUCUCCCAUUUCCAUUUCCAUUUCGUUUUCAUUUCCCUCUUCGUUCGUUCUUUCGGGGAUUCACUAUAACUAGUAUUCCAUAUCGGCCCUUGGCUUGUAUAUAUGUACGAGUGCAAGUGUGUCGUGGUUAGUUUUAGCGUUAGCGUGACUUUGGUCGAUACGGCCCUUACCUAUGCGCUCUCUUUCAUAUUAUAAUUCUCAUGCUGGUGUUCGUCUUCAGUUGAUAAGUACUGUACUACCUGUUUACCUUGUGCUGUGGGUUACAUACGGAAUACAGCAUGCAUACCACUAUCC
Suillus paluster is the source of this 2044-nucleotide messenger RNA. RefSeq names its product Gti1/Pac2 family-domain-containing protein. The transcript has 2 exons. The record is from RefSeq and is a predicted model, not a curated record. Lineage: Eukaryota; Fungi; Basidiomycota; Agaricomycetes; Boletales; Suillaceae. Gene Ontology annotation, molecular function: DNA binding. The coding region runs from base 121 to 1629 and encodes 502 amino acids.